Boeremia exigua is the source of this 1371-nucleotide messenger RNA. RefSeq names its product ribonuclease T2-like protein. The coding region runs from base 131 to 1120 and encodes 329 amino acids. The transcript has a single exon. The record is from RefSeq and is a predicted model, not a curated record. Lineage: Eukaryota; Fungi; Ascomycota; Dothideomycetes; Pleosporales; Didymellaceae. Gene Ontology annotation, cellular component: extracellular region. Gene Ontology annotation, molecular function: ribonuclease T2 activity; RNA binding. Gene Ontology annotation, biological process: RNA catabolic process.
GCCGUAUGCGGAAACGAUUUUCCGACUGAAUGUAGGCUGCGGGCAGAUUUAAGUGCCCCGGCUCCCAGGUUUGUGGUAGGUUGUCAUACUCUUCAAUUGAGCAAUUGUAUCGCCCUUUGGCCACCCCAAGAUGCAUACUUCUUUCACCGCAGCUGGAGCCGCGGCUCUGCUCGCCAGCACAGCCCAUGCCCAGCUCUACCCUGGCCAGAGCAACCUCAACCACACCUGCCAGCUCCAAUCGCCGCUGCUGUCCUGCCCAUCCCAAAACGCUUCAGACGUCGACUCGUGCUGCGUCGAGACCUUCGGCGGCCUCGUCCUCACCACCCAGUUCUGGAGCACCUACACCGGCGGCGAAGCCCAGGGCCAGUACCUCCCCAAGGAUACUUUCUCGCUGCAUGGUCUGUGGCCCGACUUUUGUAAUGGAUCGUACACGCAAUACUGCGACCUCACACGGCAAUACGACCCCAUCCCGUCGCCCAACACCACCAACGGGCUGAAAAACGGCACCGCGGUGCCCGCCUACACCGGCCCCAACAUCGGCACCUUCCUGGAGCCCUUCGGCCGCUACGACCUGCUCGACUACAUGAACACAUACUGGAUCGCGCAGAACCAGGACAACCCAGGCUUCUGGGCUCACGAGUUCAGCAAGCACGCCACCUGCUUCAGCACCUUCAACGUGCCCUGCUACGGCCCGCUGUACCGCAAACACGAGGAAGUCGUCGACUUCUUCGAGACCGCGAUCAAGUUCUACCAGCGCUUCCCGACCUACAAGUGGCUCAAGGCGCGCGACAUCGUGCCGUCCAACAGCACACGCUACUCGUACACGGACUUCAAGUCCGCGCUGACCAAGAAGCACGGCAAGGUCCCGUUCAUCGGGUGCUCCGGGCCAAGGUACAAUGCCACCGAGGCCGGCAAGGGGUCCUUGGACAACGGCUACACCGUGCUGAGCGAGAUCUGGUACUACGAGCAUGUGUACGGCAGGCCGCAGGAGGGCAAGGCGGUCGCGGUCGAUGCGAGUGCGUCGUAUCAGACGAACUGCGCGAAGACCAAGGGCGCGGUGCUGUAUCCGCUGAGGUCGAAGGGGUCGGAGAAGGUGCCUGGGGUGCCGUACAAGGGUUAAAAAGGAGAUGUCGUACAGGGCUAGAAAAGAGAUGUGUGUAGAGAGAUAGGAGUAGUUUUUAUAAUGUAGAAAGAGCUAUACCAAUCCACCAUCGUCAGUCCCCACACAAGCCCUGAAAAACCCCGUGACUCGCUUUCCACGCACACAGCACCACACAAAGCCCGCACAUCCUCUCUUAUUCGUUUCAUUUCAUUUCGAUUCAUUUCGAUUCAUAUCGAUUCAUCCAUCCCUUCAUCACCCACCCACAUUCC